Molecule: messenger RNA, 1383 nt
Organism: Penicillium atrosanguineum
Lineage: Eukaryota; Fungi; Ascomycota; Eurotiomycetes; Eurotiales; Aspergillaceae
Product: acyltransferase family protein
Exons: 1
Coding region: 1-1383 (460 amino acids)
Biological process (GO): polysaccharide biosynthetic process
Cellular component (GO): membrane
Molecular function (GO): acyltransferase activity, transferring groups other than amino-acyl groups
Source: RefSeq, a predicted model, not a curated record
AUGGGCCGUGUUCUCUGGCUUGAUGGACUCCGGGGUGUUGCAUCCGCCAUCGUAGCGGUUUAUCAUUUCAAGACCUACGAGCCCAAAGCCGUGUUUGGGUUUCUCGCCAGCUCGUACUGGGAUGACCCACGUGAAGAGAACCGCCGGCUACUUCAGCUGCCCCCUGUCCGGCUGUUAUUCUCCGGUGCAUCCAUGGUGACACUGUUCAUGGUAAUAUCGGGAUAUGCCAUCUCAUUGCCCUUGCUGAAAUCCCGAGACGACACCCUUGGAGCAAAUUCUGCAUUCUUUCGUCGUUUAAGCUCCGCGUCUACACGUCGCAUCUUUCGCAUUUACCUUCCCUCUAUUGCUAUUUUAUUCAUUACGCAACUGUUAUAUUUCCUCAACCUCUGUCAAUGGGAACCCCCGAAUGAUGAUUACAUCUGGGGACUGAGGCCAUUGUCAAAGCCAUGGUCACACUUACUCUACGUCCUGUGGAGUACUAUACAUCUACUAGAUAUCAGCAAUCACCGACCUGAUAUGAAUUUUGUCAAGAACCGAUCGGAUAUGGCAACUCUAAAUUACCAGCUUUGGACCAUGCCGGUUGAGUUUCGUGGCUCAUGUGUUCUCUAUCUGCUGAUUCUAACAUUUUCAUUUUGGAGAAUGCAAACACGGCGUUUCGUUUUGGCAACAGUAUUCAUGUACUGGUUUUACGUUGGGCAAUGGGAUCUCUUCGCCUUUGUCGCGGGAGCUUUUCUCGCGGAGGGACACGUCGUACUUGAGCUGGUCGAGGCAGAUGGUGAGCUGGAGCUUCCAGUGGAACAGCACAAGUCCUGGAACAGAAUCGCAAAGACCUUCCUUCAAAAAUCGAAAAGCAUGGAGUGUUUCCGCCAACUUCAAAUAGCUGCCUGCUUCAUUUCCGGAAUAUACCUCCUUUGCAUGUGCCACGUCACGGUUGAAGAGACGUCGCCUGAAUACAAAUUCCUGCUUUCAAUUCAGUCACCGGGUUGGGAUCACCCCGAGAUGUUCUCAAGAUGCUGGCGGAGCGUUGGGGCUAUCCUCACUAUAUAUGCAAUCAGCCAAUCCACUGUUCUUCAGAAGCCAUUCGACUCACGGCUAGUCCAAUUCCUGGGAAGAAUAUCAUUCCCGCUCUAUCUCGUUCAUCCAACAGUUUAUCUUGUCAUCAAGCAACCAGUUCGAAAUAUUCUGUGGUAUAUUAUUACACAGUCCUCGUACCCAGGCACUAUUGAAGCAAGUCAAGACGGUCUAGCAUUUGGUGUAGCUUGGGCUGGCGCUUUAAUGACAUCUCUCGUGCUCAUGGUUUUUAUUUCGGACCUUUGGGAGCGCUUCAUUGACAUGAAUUGCUUGGCACUUGCACGGAAAUUCGAAAAGUGGGUGACAAAAUGA